This is a messenger RNA of Phyllopteryx taeniolatus (common seadragon), 2732 nucleotides long. Its product is annotated as ornithine decarboxylase antizyme 2-like. The record is from RefSeq and is a predicted model, not a curated record. NCBI's taxonomy places the organism in Eukaryota, Metazoa, Chordata, Actinopteri, Syngnathiformes, Syngnathidae. Gene Ontology annotation, molecular function: ornithine decarboxylase inhibitor activity. Gene Ontology annotation, biological process: positive regulation of protein catabolic process. Gene Ontology annotation, cellular component: nucleus; cytoplasm.
UGUCUGAAGAUGAUAACUUCACUUCCGCUUUGAGCAACGUAAACUCAAAACAGCACGCCAAAACUCUUUGGAGCUCCGCUCUCGACUCGCCGGACGCUGAGCUUUUAUGCAUAACUUUUUAGUUCCACAUAAAAUAUUUUUUUCUAAAAACAAGGACCGUAAAAAAAAGCUGUCGUCGAGGCUGUCAUGUUGAACACAGACGAAAGUUCCUGGUUAGCGGGCUCGCGGCUGACCAGCUCCAUUCCGCAGCCACCGGGGCCUCAGUGGUGCUCCGAUGCCCCUCACCCACAGCUGAAGAUCCCGGGUGGGCGAGGGACAGUCAGGGAUCACUCUCUCGGCGUACUACUACACAAGGAUGAGAGGUUGACUGUGACACAAGCCACGGAGGUGAACAGGAACCCUUCACUGCUGCGCUUCCACUUCCAGCUGAGUGAGCGCCGCUCGGCCUUCUGGGAUACGGGUCUGUCAGAAGAUAACCUCUUCCUGGAGAUUCCUCCGGGCCCGCUGGUCGAGGGUAGCAAAGAGGGGCUUACCGCUCUGCUGGAGUUUGCGGAGGAGACGUUAAAGGUGAACUCUGUCUUCCUGUGGUUCCACAAAGGCCGAGAAGAUCGAUUGUCCAUCAUCAAGACGUUCCACUACAUGGGCUUCGAGAUGGUGAAGCCAGGCGACCCCUCGGUUCCAGCCCGGCCCGACUUGGCCUUCAUGGUUUACUCUCUGGACAACUGCAGCAGCAGCUCUGACGAGGAGUGAGCCAACGUUGAAACGUUUCUACUCCUUCCCUUUUCCUAUUGCUUUUGGGAUUGAGGGUCUUUUUUUUCCCUUUUUUUUUUCUCCUCCCCCCCUCUCUCCAUGUCCCUCUGAGACUGCGAGCCAAGUCGCUUGAAACUAACUUGUCACAUGCCAGCUUUUUCCUCCCCCCUUUCCUGCCUUUUUUUGGCAGGGGGCACACACACACACACACACACACUGUCGACGACAGAGCGUUCAGCGAAAUGACCUUUUGAAGAUGCUCAUAGCACCCCUCAUAGUUUUAAGAGGAGACUUUAAUAACCUUGUGACUAUCAUUGUCAACGAUCCACGGUCGACUAAACGGUCAAAUUUAACCUUCAUGGGCCAUUCCGACAAAACAUCACGUCAAUCGCAAGUCACUGACCGGUCUAUUUUCGACAUCAGCAGGGAUCCCGGUUCAGUAAACUGUUAACUUGCAGAUUCUAAGGAGUCUCUUUGAACCUUCGUGCACCAUUCUGGCACAUGCCAUAACAAGUCAUUGGCCGGUCUAGUUUUACAUCAACAAAGGUCAAGGGUCAAUAAAAUUGUAACUAUUUAUUUAAAAAAAAAAAAAAAAAAAUUGACGUCGGAAUGGUGCAUUUGUUAGUUAUUCUGGUUCAUCAGAAGUCAUUGGUCUGUCUAGUUUAUUGACAUCAACCUAGAUCAAGGGUCAGUUGACAUAAACAAGGAUCAGGGGUCAAACUGUAACCAUGUAGAGCUGAAACACAAAAUGUAAUUUUUGACUUUUAAGGUACCAUUCAGGUCAGUCAUUCUAUUCCAGGUGUGUCAAACUCAUUUUUGGCGCAGGCCACAUCCUAGUUAUGUUUUCCCUCAGACGGCUGUUAUGACUGUGAAACUGUAUAAAUAUAUAAUCGCCUUAUCUUAUUAAAUACAGAACAAACUGAUGGAUAAGUAGUUUUGAAAUCAGAAGCUAAUAAACCGUUCAGCUAUUAUUAUUUUUAUUUUAAAAGGGGGACUUAUCAAAAAAUGCAUGCAAUUCUCAAUCAAUUGCGGUAUUUUAGCGGUAAACAAGAAGCCGACGCACAUGAUUUGCUUUCGUGGGCCACAUUAAAUGCUGUGGCGGGCCGGAUCUUGAUUUUGACACCAACCAGAAGUCAUUGGUUGGUCUAGUUUAUCAACAUCAAGGAUUGCAUCUGACAAAAACUGUUACCAUGUAGAUUUGAAAAAAAAAAAUGUGUUACAUAAGAGAUAAGGAUGGAGGAGCAAUCAACUGUUAGCAUGUAGAUUAGAUUUAAAAAAAUCAUUUAAUUCAUGAAUUAAUAAUUUUGGCAAUCAUUCAAGUCAUCCAAAAUUAUUGGCCGGCCUCGUUCAAUAUAAACAAAGUUGGCGGAGCAAUAAAACACUUAACAUGUAGAUUAUUAUUAUUUUAUAAAGUCUCGUUCAAAAUUCAUGCACUAUUCUGGCAACUGUCAGUCAUCGUAGUCUGUCAGAAGUCAUUGGCUGGUCCAACCAAGUCUUUCCGCACCAGGAGUGUUCGAGUUUGUUCCUUUUGAGUCUUAAGGAGGAAAAUGUUUGUUUUCACCCCCCAAAAUUGUGUGUACGUGCGGAAAGAACACUUCAGGGUAUUAUGAUAUAUGCAAUUAGAUUUCACAUUGCAGGAGGUAUCUUGCAGACACUUUAUUAUAAUUUUUUUUUUUUUUUUUUUUUAAAUUAGCACUUUGAACACAAUGCCAAAGAAGCUUUUAUCUUGGCUGGGAGGGGGGGAUCUUUUGUUUCUAAACAUCUUCCAGGUCUGCUCAAUAUUAUGCAUUUUCUCUCGUCUAUUUUUUAUGUAUAUUUCUCUAUAUGGUCAUAGUUGAGGUAUUUAUUGUUUUGUUUUUCCCUGGGAACAUAGUUAGGUUCCUUUGGAUGACAAGCCACACUUGUACACUGUGGGUAAACUUGUCUCUUGCGGUGGGGAAAAGAAGUGUAAAAAAAAAAGAAAUAAAAUGGAUACAAAUGUU